UUGCAAAUCACCAAACCUCAAAUCUUAUGGAAACAAAUAAUAGCAACUUCUUUAUUGAGACACAUUGAGCAGACAAUAUGUGUGAUGAGAAAAUUUAUAGGGGAUAGUGCUUUUCAAUGCUCCUCUUUCGACGCGAUCUCCUUCGUGUCAACCCGAUCAAGCAUAUUGGUCGUCGCAAGAUCACCACUUCAAGCUUCCUUACGGGUAUCAACGCUCCGGUCCAAUCCUACAUCUCCCGUUCCAAUGACCCCUAUCUCAACUUGUCGAUUGAGCAUUAUCUCCUCACCCACACCCCUCCAGACUCUACCAUCCUCUUUCUCUACGUCAACCGGCCCUGCAUAGUCAUCGGCCGCAACCAGAAUCCAUGGCUGGAAGUGAACCUGCCGCUUCUCCGCCAGGAGCAUGAGCGGCACCAAGGGCAUAUAAAUAACCCGAUUGAAGCCGGCAAUACCGAUGCCGAAACGAACUGUCAACCCGCAGAAGAAGGCCAACUAAUCGACCUCGUCCGCCGUCGUUCCGGCGGCGGUGCCGUUUUCCACGACCUGGGCAACGUGAACUGGUCCGUAACCUGCCCGCCUGCUCUGUUCACUCGCGAUAAGCACGCGGACAUGGUGGCGCAAGCGCUGCGCUCGCUCGGCGGAAGCAGAGUGAGCACGGCGCGGGUGAAUCAGCGGCAUGACAUUGUCAUUGACGUGCGAAACGAGAAUCGAGGAUACAAGUCCGCCAAGGUGUCCGGGUCAGCGUAUAAGAUCACGCGGACGAGGGCGUUGCAUCACGCGACGUGCUUGCUGAACUCGGAGUACCUGGAGGACAUUCCGAGGUACUUGCAUAGUCCGUCCAAAGAGUCGAUCGACGCCAAGGGGGUGGAGAGCGUGAGUUCGGAGGUGGCGAACGUGAGGGUGAGCUUCGACAGAUUUCGAGAGGCCGUAAGGGGGGAAUUUGAGGAAAUGUAUGGCGCAAGUGGCGGGGUGGCGGAAUUACAGACAGUUGGAGAUGAAUUAUUGGAAAUCGAGGGGUUGAGGAAGGGAUAUACCGAACUUCAGUCCUUAGAGUGGAAGUAUCUACAGACUCCGCAAUUUACUGUACGUGUGGACGUUCCUGACUCCAAAGGGGAGGGAAAUUUCUUCCAGUUGCGGGUUAGGCAUGGCCUCGUUGAGGAGGCGGCAGUUUUGAACCAACAUAAGGAAGUAGUCGAAGGAUUCGAGAACUAUCUCGGUCAAAGGCUCCACGAGAUAUCUGAUUGGAGCCGAGUCUACGAAUACGUUGGAAAGGACCUAGCUGAUCUUGAAAUGCUCACGGGUGGCCACGAACCGGGCCAGUUCCAGAUAGUUGGAAAGGUUGAAUAGGUCUAUACGUUGUCCCAAUCUAUUGCAUCACACAUCAAUACCUGGUACAUUUAGACUUGGCUUU
Messenger RNA from Eremomyces bilateralis CBS 781.70, 1410 nucleotides. RefSeq lists its product as uncharacterized. Bases 117 to 1346 code for a protein of 409 amino acids. Gene Ontology annotation, cellular component: cytoplasm; mitochondrion. The record is from RefSeq and is a predicted model, not a curated record. Gene Ontology annotation, biological process: protein lipoylation. The transcript is spliced from 2 exons. NCBI's taxonomy places the organism in Eukaryota, Fungi, Ascomycota, Dothideomycetes, Eremomycetales, Eremomycetaceae. Gene Ontology annotation, molecular function: lipoyltransferase activity.